This is a messenger RNA of Aspergillus versicolor CBS 583.65, 1314 nucleotides long. RefSeq lists its product as uncharacterized. The transcript has 6 exons. Gene Ontology annotation, molecular function: FAD binding; D-arabinono-1,4-lactone oxidase activity. Gene Ontology annotation, cellular component: membrane. The coding region runs from base 1 to 1314 and encodes 437 amino acids. The record is from RefSeq and is a predicted model, not a curated record. Lineage: Eukaryota; Fungi; Ascomycota; Eurotiomycetes; Eurotiales; Aspergillaceae.
AUGUGGUACGACACCAUGUGCUCCGACGACCCGAACACGGUGAUUAUCCAGACAGAGAACGUCAACAAGAUCUACGAUCUCGAUCUCGAUGCAGGGACUGUCAUGAUCGAGGCCGGCGUCACCUUCCUCCAGCUGGCCGACUACUUGCACGAGCGAGGCGCAUCGGCCGGCUAUACUUUGGUCAACUGGAACAUCACCCUGGCAGGUUGCGUCGCCAUGGGUGCCCAUCGCUCUUCUAUUCGCGAAGAAUCUAUGGUUGCCUCGGGAGUGCUGUCCCUGGAUAUCAUCGAUGGCAACGGUGAGCUGCGUCACCUCGAGCGUGACGACAGCGAUGAGUGGCUUGCUGCGUCCACUUCGCUCGGUCUGCUGGGAGUUAUCGUGCGGAUGAAGUUCAAGGUCUAUCCCGACUUCAAGGUCUAUGCCGACCAGAAGACAUUGGACGACGACGAGGUCCUGGACGGUGACAUCUACGGCAUGAUUGCGCCUUACGCGACCGCCAACUUCUGGUGGUGGCCGUAUAAGAGAAAGUUCCACUGGCGGUACUACGACGUCGUCGACAACGAUAUCAACGAGCAGCAAGGCUUCCAAAACACCUUCUCCGUCACGGCCCUCGAGGCUUCGGCCAUCAAGACCCUCUGGAACAGUGGUAAAUACCUAGCCACCUCCAAUAUGCUGGCAGAGGAAAUUCUGUUUGGACAGUGGGAGGCUCCCAACUUCCGCGAGAAGACGACCAACAAAGACAUCACCGAAUGGCCUGUGUACGGAUGGAACUACGAUGUCCUCAUCGGCGGCCUCUACCCCGACCAGAAGCCAGUAUGGGAGCAUGGGCUCAAUGGAGACACCAUGGAGUUGGCCUUCCCAGUCACUCAAGCGAAUGCUGUGUUGAAGCGCGCUCGCGAGCUUUUUGACGCCGAGCUCAAGAAGGGCAUCGUCAUGACAUCCACCUACCGCAGCGGCAUCAACAUCAAAUUCGGCCGUGCGUACUUUGACUUGCUGGGACAAGUCACUUACAACACCUCUGACGGUGCAGACUGGUCAAAGGGUGCGAUCAUGUUUGAUUUUCCCAGCUACAAGCCGAGUGUUGGGGAUAGAACUCGCUUCAACGAGCCGUUCUACGGAGCCCUCGCAGAGGCUCUGGUCAAGGAAUUCCCCUGUCGUCCACACUGGACCAAGAACACCCGAGAGGUGUUUGAACUGGCCAAGGCCAAUCUCGACAAGGACCACCUUGCUCGCUUCAAGGCUGUUCGAGAGAAGUUCGACCCCAAGGGUCUCUAUCGCAGCGUAGUUGGCGAGAUCAUCGGGGUCUACGAUUGA